Molecule: messenger RNA, 906 nt
Organism: Aspergillus mulundensis
Lineage: Eukaryota; Fungi; Ascomycota; Eurotiomycetes; Eurotiales; Aspergillaceae
Product: RTA1 domain-containing protein
Exons: 2
Coding region: 1-906 (301 amino acids)
Cellular component (GO): membrane
Source: RefSeq, a predicted model, not a curated record
AUGGCCAUCAACGACACAAUCGACUUCGAGCUCUUCCGGUACUCCCCAAGCCAAGCAGCAGCCGGCCUAUUCGCGGCUCUGUUUCUAGCCACAACAGCCGUCCACAUCCACCAGCUCGUGAAAUCCCGACCUCGAGCAUGGUACUUCACCCCCUUCGUUAUCGGAGGACUCUUCCAAAUAACCGGCUACACCAUCCGCAUCCCCACGCACACCAACCCCGAGUCCGUCCCCCUCUUCGCCACCCAAGGCAUCCUGAUCCUCCUCGCGCCCCCGCUCUACGCAGCAACAAUAUACAUGGUCCUGGGACGUCCCAUCACGUUCCUGAACUCCGAGCAUCUCUCCCUCAUACCCGUAAAAUGGACGACGAAGGUGUUUGUGACUGGUGAUAUCCUCGCUUUCCUAAUGCAAGUCGCAGGCGCGGGGAUCAUGUCCGCUGGGUCCAACUCGGUGGAUAGCUAUAAAACAGGCGAGAACGUCACCGUCGCGGGACUGGGUGUGCAGCUGGCGUUUUUCGGCUUCUUCACGGUGACUUGUGUCGUGUUUCAUCGUCGCAUGCGGAGGAACUCCACCGCUACGGCGGGCGCGGAAGAGAAGCCAAACGGAACUCUCCGGGGACAGAGCUGGGAGAGUGUUCUGCUGGCCCUGUACACCGUCAGCGGGCUUAUCCUUGUGCGGUCUGUCUUCCGGCUUGUCGAGUAUAUUCAGGGGAAUGAUGGGUAUCUUAUCAGUCAUGAGGUGUUUAUGUAUGUGUUUGACGCGGCGUUGAUGUUUCUGGUCAUGGUUGUGAUGAAUGUGUGGCAUCCGUCUGGGGUGCUUGGAGGAAGUUGGAUGGGGAGGAAGGGGGAUGCUGAGAGCUUGGAGCUGGACUCAUCGUUGAGGGAGUUGCAGGCCCAGUCCCAGUCAUAG